This is a messenger RNA of Photinus pyralis (common eastern firefly), 987 nucleotides long. RefSeq names its product septin-2. The record is from RefSeq and is a predicted model, not a curated record. Gene Ontology annotation, molecular function: GTPase activity; GTP binding; molecular adaptor activity. Gene Ontology annotation, cellular component: microtubule cytoskeleton; septin complex; septin ring. NCBI's taxonomy places the organism in Eukaryota, Metazoa, Arthropoda, Insecta, Coleoptera, Lampyridae. Gene Ontology annotation, biological process: cytoskeleton-dependent cytokinesis; regulation of exocytosis.
GUAGCAUUCGAAAGUUGCAAUCGCGUUAUUAUUUUAGGAGUCGUCUAAAAAUAUUAAGAAAAACGCAAUCGAUUCGAGUGGAUGUAGGUGGCAGCAGCGUCGCGAUUCCGAUUCAAAUCGUUAGCGGCUGAGGGUGGGAAUUCAAAAAGUUCGCGGGGGUUGCGAUAUAGCGCUUUUAUUGAUUUACACGGCGAAGCUGUUACACCCACCGGAGGGGAACGCUAUUGUUGGUUGAAAUCUGCGCCUUUCGCGCUUGAUAUCUUAUCAAGUUGCUCAGUGUAUUAAAUAACGUUGAAAGUAGAGUUUGUUCAAGGAUUCCCCUGGAAAAAUGUCAGGUGACAAGAGCGACAGGGACUACAUCGGAUUCGCAACGUUGCCGGACCAAGUCCACCGAAAAUCCGUCAAGAAGGGUUUCGACUUCACCUUGAUGGUCGUAGGCGAAUCCGGCCUUGGCAAGUCGACGCUCAUCAACAGCCUGUUCCUCGAGGACCUAUACAAGAGUCGAAUCAUACCCGAAGUUGACGCGAAGAUUCAACGCACGACCACCAUCGAGAAGAAAACGAUGGAAAUCGAAGAGAAAGGUGUUAAACUAAGACUGACAAUAAUUGAUACUCCAGGAUUUGGGGACGCGGUAAACUGCGAGGACAGCUGGAAGGUUUGCACGAAUUACAUCGACGAGCAGUUCAAGCAGUAUUUCACGGACGAAAGCGGUUUAAACAGGAGAAAUAUACAGGAUAACCGGGUGCACUGUUGUUUAUAUUUCGUACCGCCGUGGGGACACAGUUUAAGACAAAUGGAUCUGGAAUUAAUGAAGCGCUUGCAUCGGAAAGUCAACCUGGUGGUGGUAAUCGCAAAGGCGGACACGUUAACGGCGACAGAAAUCGUCAAGCUCAAACAGAACAUCCUGAAUGACAUCCGAGAGAACGCGAUACAGAUGUACGAAUUUCCCGAGUGCGAUAGCGACGAGGACGAGGACUUCAAGCAGCA